AUGCUGCAUUUGGCUUUGGAUGCUGUGUUGGUGGAUGUGUUGCAGCCUAAUGGAGUGAUUUUGGUACUCAAGUAUCAGGACUGCAAUUCUUGCGCAUUUUCUGUUACUGCAAGCUUGUAUUUGUUUAAACACAAUAAUAAUCACUCUCCUUACUCAAUCAACAACAGAUAUGCCACUAUAUCUAAUAAUUUUGAUGUUGUGAUUUGGGCUGUGGCUUCUAAAGAUUUGAAACUCGAGAAGAUUCAAGAGCAGAUUUGGGAAAAAAUUGGCAUUUCUGAUGAGAAAUGGAAAAAGAAAAGCUUCCGUGAGAAAGCGGAUGACAUAUCCUAUGUACUGAGCAGAAAGAAAUUUGUAUUAUUGUUAGAUGACAUAUGGCAGCGUGUUGACCUUGAAGAAAUUGGGGUUCCUUUUCCUACAAGACAAAACAGAUGCAAGAUAGUGUUCACAACACUCUCUUACAAAGUAGGCAGCCAAAUGAAAUCUAAAAAGAUGAUAGAAGUGAAACCUUUGGAUUGGGAAGAAGCUUGGGCAUUGUUUCAGAAGAAGGUUGGGGAUAUUGAUCUUGAUAUUUUUCCUCUGGCUCAAGAUGUUGCCAAAGAGUGUAGAGGAUUGCCAAUCGCUCUCAUUACCAUUGGUAGAGCCAUGGCCAGUAGAAUUACAAGGGAAGAAUGGAAGCAUGCUCUUAAGGCACUAAGAAGUUCUGCCUCAAGCCUACCAGUAAUGGAGGAUGAGGUAUUUCAAGAUAUGGAGGUUGAGGUAUUUGUACGAUUGAAAUUUAGUUAUGAUAGUCUGAGUAGUGAUAAAGUUAAAUCUUGUUUCUUAUAUUGUUCCUUGUUUCCAGAAGACUUUGAAAUUCCCAAACGUGAAUUGGUAGAUUAUUGGAUUUGUGAGAAUUAUGGUGAUCGCAAUGAAUCAUAUUCUAUAAUCGGUUCACUUGUUAGGGCAUGUUUAUUGGAAGAGCAAGGCUAA
This is a messenger RNA of Hevea brasiliensis (rubber tree), 969 nucleotides long. RefSeq names its product probable disease resistance protein At5g63020. The transcript is spliced from 2 exons. The record is from RefSeq and is a predicted model, not a curated record. Bases 1 to 969 code for a protein of 322 amino acids. Gene Ontology annotation, molecular function: ADP binding. Lineage: Eukaryota; Viridiplantae; Streptophyta; Magnoliopsida; Malpighiales; Euphorbiaceae.